Messenger RNA from Jatropha curcas, 1863 nucleotides. RefSeq names its product tryptamine 5-hydroxylase. The record is from RefSeq and is a predicted model, not a curated record. Gene Ontology annotation, molecular function: iron ion binding; heme binding; oxidoreductase activity, acting on paired donors, with incorporation or reduction of molecular oxygen. NCBI's taxonomy places the organism in Eukaryota, Viridiplantae, Streptophyta, Magnoliopsida, Malpighiales, Euphorbiaceae.
GAUUGGAGCAGAACUUAAGCUUGUCUUUUUCUCAAACAAACUGAGUUUGAGUUUGAGCUCAACAAUACUCUGCUCCAACUCACUGGUUUUCUGACAUCCUUCCAACAUCCUUAUUAUUGAUUUAUGUUAUAUAAAUCAUGUCUUGACGUGAAGAAGCAAAGUACACAGGAACCCAAUUACCCAAAAAACAUAUGCUAAUGAAAUGGACCAUUUUACUCCAACUAUGCACCCCCUUCUCCCCCUACUCUUGCUAUUCAUAACCGUCAUCGGCGUCUGUUAUUAUCUAUGGAAAACCAGGUCGGAGAUGAACCUACCGUCGCCGAAGGGGCGGCUACCCAUAAUUGGCCACCUCCACCUCCUUACGGACAUGCCCCAUCACACAUUUUCCGAGUUCUCCAACAAGCUUGGCCCUUUAUUUUAUCUCCAACUCGGCCAAAUCUCCACCGUUGUCAUCAACUCAGCUCACUUCGCUAGACUCGUUCUCAAAACUCACGAUCACGCCUUCGCCAACCGUCCUCAACUCAUCUCCGCUCAGUACCUCUCCUUCGGCUGUUCCGAUGUCACUUUCUCCCCUUACGGAGCAUACUGGCGACAAGCGAGAAAGAUCUGCGUCACUGAGUUACUUAGCGCGAAAAGGGUCAGCUCGUUUCAACGGGUUCGAGACGAGGAGGUGAAUCGGUUGUUAGCUGCCGUGUUGGCUCAGUCCGGGAAGGAAGUUGACAUGAGCAAGCUUUUGUUUAAUUUAGCUAAUGAUAUAUUGUGUAGAGUAGCGUUUGGGAGGAGGUUUAUCGAGGAAGGGAAAGAAGGGAAAAUGGUGAAUGUUUUGACAGAAACACAAGCCUUGUUUGCAGGGUUUUGUAUAGGCGAUUUCUUUCCCGACUGGGAGUGGGUUAACUCAGUCAGUGGGUAUAAAAAGAGGUUGAUGAAGAACUUGGAGGAUCUAAGAGCAGUAUGCGAUGAUAUAAUAGAGGAACACUUGAAGAAGAAGAUGGAAAGCGAUGAUGAAAAGGAAGAUUUUGUGGAUGUUUUGCUUAGGGUUCAAAAAAGAGAGGAUUUGGAGGUGCCCAUUUCUGAUGAUAAUCUCAAGGCUUUAGUGCUUGACAUGUUUGUUGCUGGAACUGAUACAUCAUCGUCAACACUAGAAUGGACAUUGACAGAGCUAGCAAGGCAUCCAAGAUUUUUAAAGAAAGCACAAGAAGAGGUGAGAAAGAUUGCAUCAGGAAAAGGAAUGGUUGAUGAAAAUGAUCUCCAACACCUGCAUUACAUGAAAGCUCUUAUAAAGGAAUCAAUGCGAUUGCACCCACCAGUUCCUCUUCUUGUUCCUCGAGAAUCUAUGGAGAAAUGCAUUCUUGAUGGAUAUGAAAUACCUGCCAAAACUCGCAUUUUGAUCAAUUCCUACGCUAUUGGAAGGGAUCCGAAAUUGUGGGAGAAUCCUCUUGCGUACAAUCCCGAGAGGUUUGUAGAAAACGAUAUUGAUAUCAAGGAUCAGGAUUUCAGGUUUCUACCAUUUGGAGGAGGAAGGCGAGGUUGCCCUGGUUAUACCUUCGGAUUAGCAACAAUCGAGAUUGCACUUGCUCGACUUCUAUACCAUUUUGACUGGGCAUUGCCUGAUGGAGUGGGAGCUGACAAUGUAGACCUUAGCGAGGUUUUCGGGCUCGCCACCAGGAAGAAAUCUGCACUUUUUCUUGUGCCAUCAAUCAGUAAGGAGUAUCAGUUAAGGGGAGAUGAAAUUCAGUCAAGAGACUAAAUUAUGUUAACUUUGUUGUAAUUUACAAAUCCAAUAAUAAUGCUUCAAUAGUUGAAGGAAAAGGAUAACAAAAUUUCUUGAUUCAAAUAAAUUCAACUAACAUUACAUAUUUCAAA